UGUCACAUACGCGUGAAAUGAAAGUAUCAACGGAAAGGUAACUUCAUCGCUCCGAGCCGUUGGCAUAUAAGGGUGGGUUCGCGAAGGUGUGGACUGAUGCUCGAACGAUCGUUGCACGGUCCUCAUCUGCUGCAUCUUCAAGCUCUCUUGUGUUAAAAAAAAUUGACAUGGCGACAUGCAUGUCCACUUCAGGCUCGGUCUCCCAAACGAGCUUCAAGGAAGGAGCGUCUAACGAGGAGAUUCCACCUCCUUCGCCUUCCCCGCAAAUGACGAAUGUACCUGUCAAUACAGCCGUGGUGAUUGAUCUAGAAACUACAGGGUUUGGAUGUUUCUCCCACAUACUGCAGAUUGCUGCGUUAGGACAAAAUAAAUCCUUCUGUAGAUACGUUCUACCCAAAAAGCAGAUCCAUCCGGAGGCGCAAGAAGUCCAUGGACUGUCCUUCAAUGAGGAUGAAGGACGUUUGUAUCUCAACGGCCAGCCGGUGGAUGCUGUGAACAUACGCCAGGCUCUGUCAGAGUUUCUGGAGUUUUUAGGCGAUGAAGCUGUCACACUGUUUGCUCACAACUGCAAGUUGUUUGACGCCCCCGUGCUCUUCAAUGCCAUGGAAGCCUGCGCCAUGUUGGCGGAAUUCGAAAGAAAGGUGACAGGCUUCGUAGACACGCUGCCUCUGUUUAGAGCAAUCUAUCCAGGUCUAUCUUCCUAUAGCCAAAAAUCUUUGUAUGAGCAUUUCUUCCAUGAGUCCUAUGCAGCGCACGAAGCUAUGAGUGAUGUCACAGCGUUGAAGCGACUUCUUGACCUGGGCUUCGUUACCGGGGAUGCGAUUUGCUUACACUCGUUUGGUCUCGACUACGUCCGUCAGGUUGUCACACGCAGGAGAGAAACGUACAAGAAUUUACAAAGCUGGAAGCCUAUGAUCGCUUUUGGUUCUGUCAGCUUGAACAUGGCGAAACGAGCAGCGAAAAGCGGUCUCCGAGUCCACCACCUGAGGCUGGCAUACAGACUCAGUGGCCACGCAGGUGUUUCCAAUGUCCUCCAGCAGCCUACCGCUGAUGGCACUGCAAGAGUAACCAGCACACCAAAAUUUCUUCAAACGAUUUCAAGCUAUAUUGUUACAUACCCUAAUGAGGAUAGUUACGAGAACCACGAAGAAUAUGAGAAUGCAUUCGGUGAUGAUUUCGAAGAUGGAGAUGAUGGUAGCUAUGAAGGCUGAUCGUGGUUUCGACGUCGAAGAUGAUCAGCAUCGAUGUCAACAAACAGUUAAUAAAAAUACCUUGAACAGUUAGUGUAUACAAUGUUCAUGUUACUGAAAAUAUUUAAAAGUUAACAAUUGUUUUCUCGCUGUAUGUAGCUUUUAUUUGCAAGCUCUUUAAACAUUUAUUUAUUAGAUCUGCAGAAAGUUUUAAUUAUUUGUACAGUCUGUUUAUCAAAUGUACUUUAUUAGUAAUCAGUACUAUGCUAUGCUAUGCUAUGUUAAAUAUACCGAUUUAAAUAAACUGUCGCCGGCCAGCAUUUCAUUUCCCAGCAAGACACGGCAAGUGCCGAGACUCUCCGUGUAGAGGGGUUAAUGUUGCGUCUUCCUAGACGGGUGUGGUAUUCGUAUUUUUGUGCAUCUCGGGUUUUUUGGUGUUGAAUUUUUCAUGUGGUCAGGUAGUGGGCUGAACGAAUAUUAUCGGAGGGGUAUUAUUUGUUACAAAUCUGAAUUAAAACAUGCAUUAU
Molecule: messenger RNA, 1717 nt
Organism: Pomacea canaliculata
Lineage: Eukaryota; Metazoa; Mollusca; Gastropoda; Architaenioglossa; Ampullariidae
Exons: 4
Coding region: 168-1211 (347 amino acids)
Biological process (GO): DNA catabolic process
Cellular component (GO): cytoplasm
Molecular function (GO): nucleic acid binding; 3'-5'-DNA exonuclease activity
Source: RefSeq, a predicted model, not a curated record